This is a messenger RNA of Fragaria vesca subsp. vesca, 2974 nucleotides long. Its product is annotated as DNA ligase 1-like. The transcript has 19 exons. Gene Ontology annotation, molecular function: DNA binding; DNA ligase (ATP) activity; ATP binding. Gene Ontology annotation, biological process: DNA biosynthetic process; DNA repair; lagging strand elongation. The coding region runs from base 1 to 2751 and encodes 916 amino acids. Gene Ontology annotation, cellular component: mitochondrion; nucleus. NCBI's taxonomy places the organism in Eukaryota, Viridiplantae, Streptophyta, Magnoliopsida, Rosales, Rosaceae. The record is from RefSeq and is a predicted model, not a curated record.
AUGGAAGGUGGUGAUGAUAAUUCAGAACAAGGGAGGCAAAGGCGUGAAUGGACCAGUUUUGAAGAAGAAUCCUUGUUGAAUGCCAUUGACAGUGUUCUUGCUAGUGAACAGCGAUGUGACACGGGAAGUUUCAAAUCUGGUACGUUACUGAAAAUAGAGCAUGUUUUGAAUAAGUUAUGUCCAAAUUUUAAUUUGAAGGCCAAUCCGCAUAUUAAGUCAAAAUUAAAGAAACUUAAGAAGGAUUAUAACAUCAUCUAUGACAUGAUAAACAAGAGUGGAUUUGCAUGGAAUGACAUAAAGAAGUGUGUUGAAGUUGACAGUAAUGAAGUAUGGGACCAAUAUGUGCAGAACAACAAAAAGGCAAAAGGCUGGAGAAACAAAUCUUAUCCCCUAUUUGAGAGGCUAGCUAACAUCUUUGGAACUGAUCGUGCUAAUGGAAAUACAACUGAGGUUCCUGCUGAUAUGGUGGACGAGCAGAGCUAUAAUGAUUAUGACUUAGAUCUUGAGAAUGACACAAGUCCUCAGGUCAGCCGACAAUCUCAGAAUCGCGCCAUGUCCGCCUCUCGCCCACCCUCCGCCUUCGACAAGCUCAUGUCCGGCGCACGCGCCGCCGCCGCCAAGAAACGCAAAACCCCACCGGCCCCCAUAGAAAACCCCAAAUCCGACGAGGCUUCCGCUACUCCGAUCCCCGCCGCGGAAUCCAAACCAGAAACGGUGAAAGAAGCUCAAGAAGACGCCGGCAAGCCGGCACCGGCGCCGAGGAAACCGCGCGCGGCGAGCGUAGCGGAGGAGCGGACGGCUCAAUUGACGAGUCGGAUUGAGCUGCUGAAGAAGAAGGCGUUGGAGUUUGACCCGAGUGCAGUGGCGAAUUGGGGCAAAGGCGAUAGGGUUCCGUUUAUGUUUUUUGCUUUGGCUUUUGAUUUGAUUGACAAGGAGAGUAAGAGGAUUGUGAUUACGGAUAUAGUGUGUAAUAUGUUGAGGACUGUAAUCCACACCACGCCGGAGGAUUUGCUCCCGGCGGUUUAUCUCUCGGCUAAUAAGAUUGCUCCGGCGCAUGAAGGCUUGGAGCUCGGCAUUGGGGACGCUUCGAUUAUCAAGGCGCUUGCUGAGGCUUGUGGGAAGAGUGAGAAGGAUGUUAAGAAGCGCUAUGAUGCAGAAGGAGACUUGGGUAUUGUUGCACAGAAUAGCCGUUCACAACAGAAAAUGAUGUGGAAGCCUGAACCAUUGACUGUCACUAAGGUUUUCAACACAUUUCGUGUCCUUGCUAAGGAAUCUGGGAAGGACAGCCAGGAAAAGAAAAAGAACCAUAUGAAGGCACUUCUUGUUGCUGCCGCUGACUGCGAACCUAAGUAUUUGAUCCGUUUGCUUCAGUCGAAGUUGCGAAUUGGAUUAGCAGAGCAAACCCUUUUGGCCGCACUGGGACAAGCUGCAGUCUAUUCUGAAGAACAUUCUACACCACCUCCUGAAAUUCAGUCUCCUUUAGAAGAGGCUGCAAGGAUUGUUAAACAAGUGUACUCUCUGCUUCCUGUCUACGAUAGGAUCAUCCCUGCCCUUCUGAGUGGUGGUGUUUGGAAUCUUUCAAAAACAUGUAGUUUUACUUUGGGUAUCCCAGUUGGACCUAUGCUUGCAAAGCCCAGUAAAGGGGUAUCUGAGAUUGUACAAAAGUUUCAGGAUACAGAAUAUACCUGCGAAUACAAGUAUGAUGGAGAACGUGCGCAGAUACAUUACAUGGAGGAUGGUUCUGUUGAGAUAUACAGUCGAAAUGCUGAACGGAACACUGGAAAGUUCCCUGAUGUUGCGGUUGCAGUGUCAAGGUUAAAGAAGUCGUCUGUAAAAUCAUUUGUCUUAGACUGUGAAUUGGUUGCCUAUGACCGUGAAAAUAACAAAAUUCUACCCUUCCAGGUACUUAGCACUCGAGCCCGUAAAAAUGUGAGCAUCAGCGAUAUUAAGAUUGAGGUCUGCAUAUUUGCUUUUGAUAUAUUGUUUCACAAUGGUCAACCACUUACACAAGAGCAGCUCAAAGUUCGUAGAGAGUAUCUUUAUGACUCUUUCAAGGAAGAAGCUGGAGUUUUUCAGUUUGCCACAGCAAUAACCUCAAAGGAUAUUGAUGAAAUACAGAAGUUUCUUGAUGCUGCCGUUAAUUCAAGUUCUGAGGGUUUAAUAAUCAAAACAUUAAACAAAGAUGCUACAUAUGAGCCUUCAAAGCGGUCACUGAACUGGCUGAAAUUGAAGAAAGAUUACAUGGAUAGUUUUGGGGACUCACUGGACUUGGUACCUAUUGCUGCUUUCCAUGGUCGGGGCAAACGUACAGGUGUCUAUGGCGCCUUUCUCCUUGCUUGCUACGAUAGCGGUAAUGAAGAAUUUCAAAGCAUAUGCAAAAUAGGCACUGGAUUUUCUGAAGCUGUGCUUGAAGAACGUUCUGUCGGCCUGCGUGAAAAAGUGAUACCCAAAUCUAAGACAUACUAUAGCUAUGCAGACACAAGUAAUGCUAAUACUCCAGAUGUAUGGUUUGAACCCAGUCAGGUUUGGGAGGUGAAAGCCGCUGACUUGACUAUUAGUCCUGUGUAUCGUGCUGCAGUAGGCAUAGUGGAUGCUAACAAGGGUAUUUCUCUUCGAUUUCCACGCCUUGUUCGUGUUAGGGAAGAUAAAAAACCGGAGGAAGCUUCAUCAUCUGAGCAGGUUGCUGAGAUGUAUACUGCUCAAUCUAACAAAAGUUCUAACCACCAAGAUGACAAGGAAGAUGAAGACUAGGAACAAGAGUUUUGUGUAAAAACCGGUAGCUGUGUUGAUACAACAUACAACCCAAGUGAGUAGAUAUCCCAUUGUAAACCUGUAGGUUUUAAGUUUUAACCAAUUCAAGAGCUCUCAAUUGCAAUCCUUGGACGUGCUGCACUGAUAAUAUGGUGCCAAACAUUGAGAUUAUCGUUGCUUACAUAUAGCUGAUAUGAACUAUUCUUUUUCCUUUUUCCGUUUU